CCGCCCGUUUGUGCUCUCACCACCUCUCGCCUCUCGCCUCUCUCGCCUUCCCCGUUGUUUCUCACAACACCACGCGACCCGGCUGUCGUUCGCCCUUCGUUCAUCGAGCGCGGCCCUCGCACACACUCCCUUCCCAUUAAUACCCACACUCCUUAUGUUUAGUGCCUAGUCUGCGCCCCCCGUACACACCACGUACAUACGCCUACAUUCCGCGAGACCUGGACCGCCACAUUCCGCGAAGCCACCGGCCGCCCUGGAAUCUCGCCAACUGCGCUUGUAUAUAUCGACACACGUCGGCUACUGCGUAAUAAUAUCUUAAUCGUGCGCGCCUUCCCGAUUCGAUACCGACCUUUAUUUGCCAGCACGACAAUCCCUUUGUGAACGACCGUCGGCGACUAUUAUUGGAUUGAAAGGCCGCCUCUGCCAACAUGGUGCACCAGCAUGGAGCGAGGCACCUCGAGCGCCGCCAGCGCCAUCACUGGUUUCAAGAGCAAGAGGCCGACCCGGUCGAGGAAACUGUAUUCGUGACUAUGCCAAACACCUUCGCGGCCUCGCAAAGCGUAGUCCUAAUAACCAUGACCGACGGUUCCGAUACCCCCAAGAGCGCCGUCGGAGGCGCUGUACAGCAGACGAAGACUCUCGUGCCACCUGCGGUUCGCACUCGUGAAAGUUCAUCAGACGAGGACACUGCGAAAGCGACACCCACAGCAUCGGCCAGGCAAAGCAGCCGCACCGCAGAAGUGACUUCUCACGCCAGCAGCCAUGUCGGUCUCCAGUCCACGUUGCAGAUUGACACCUCUUCUUCGCCCCAGGCCACUGUAUCCUCCCUUGUUGCAGCUGGCGUCACGGCGGCCGCUUCAGCCAGUUCGUCCGCAGAAGCCGCCUCAAGCGGCAUGUCUGGGGGUGCUAAGGCAGGUCUUGCCUUAGGAAUUCUCGUCGGUAUCGGGGCUCUUCUCGGUGCUAUCCUCUUUGUCGCUCAUCGCAAGAAGAGGGAACGAGCUGCUACCGCCCAGCAGGCAGCAGACAACGAAAAGGCCACCUCGAUGCGCAACAUGCCUCCACCCCCCAUUGCGAAGGAGCCCACUCCUAGCGUCAGGACACAGGCGAAUGCGCCUCGCCUCAGCCUCCGCCCUGUUACUCAGUUCGACCCGGCAUUCCCAAAUCGCAAGAGCGGUGCCAAUCUGCUUGGUGCUGCCGCUGGAGCUGGAGCUGGCGCCGCCGCCGGUACCCGAUCACCUUCACCGUCCAGUCCAGGCAGCCCGUGGGAGAGACCCGGAGCGUCCAACGCCAGCAAUCCUUUCAGCGACCCAGCACCCUCGAACAGCCCUCCGCAAGAUCCCUUCGGCAACAACGCGGCAAUCGAGACUCCUCAAGCUUCUGCUCCUGGCACACCUGUAAACUUCAACGCGGAGUUCGGCAAUCCUGCUCCGGCCAUUGCCGCCGCGGAGAGAGCACCAGCUGUCGCUGCUCUACCCGUACCUCCCACUGUUAAUGCUGAUAAUGUUCCCCCGAGCCCCGCCUGGACUGACGACAUUCCCGCUUCUCCUGGACCUGCGCCCUCUGGCCCCCUGCCCGUCGCUGUUGCUGGUGGUGCACCUCCUCCCGGUCCCAACAAUGUCCAUCGUAUCCAGCUCGACUUCAAGCCCUCCAUGGCCGAUGAGCUCGAACUCCGUGCAGGCCAGUUGGUACGCAUGCUUCACGAGUAUGAUGAUGGCUGGGCUCUAUGUGUCCGCCUCGACCGCUCUCAGCAAGGUGUCGUCCCUCGCACAUGUCUUUCCAAGCACCCCGUCAAGCCCCGUCAAGGACCUCCUCGCAACGGCCCUCAAGGACCCCCUCGCAUGCAGGGACCACCGCGCAACGGUCCUAACGGACCUCCCAUGGGCCAUGCAGGUGUUCCUCAGCCGCGUCCUCUUUCGCCUGCUAACAAUGGACGUUCGUCUCCCCACCCUCCGGCCCUUUCUCCUGCCAGCGGCCGCAUGUCUCCAGCUCCUCGCUCGAUGAGCCCUGGACCCCGCCAAAUGUCCCCUCCUCAAGGGCGUGCCCGGUCAAACAGCAACGCGCCCUACGCCAACCAGCCCCGUUCCAUGUCACCUGGACCAUAUGGCGGAGGACCUCAGAUGGCUCCUCCACCACAGAUGGGCCGACCGCGCUCCAACUCGGCUAGCCAGAUUGCCCGGCGUGGCUCGCCGCCAGGCCCUAGUCCCAUGAAUCCCAACGUCAACCCCAACGCUCCGACGCAGAUGCCGGCCCGGAAGCCCAUCCCCGGUCAAGCAUUGUAACGUCUUUCAUGAGCAACGGCACGGUCAUGGCAUUGUUGUCCCCUUUGUUUCCUUUCCAAUCCCAUACUGUCGGCGAACGGCGGAACUGGUCUGUUUCUAGUUUUACACCCAUAACUUCUAUUCGUGCGGAUCAGGCCUCGACACGGCACCAGCGGCUUCGCUGCAGGGAGGCGUCCGCUGCUUUGUGCAACUGUUUAUACCCAAUCUGAACCUUGUUUGAUUCGUUGAGCGAUGUGUACCUUCUCGGAGGGCGCAGGAUGG
Paraphaeosphaeria sporulosa is the source of this 2540-nucleotide messenger RNA. RefSeq lists its product as uncharacterized. The record is from RefSeq and is a predicted model, not a curated record. NCBI's taxonomy places the organism in Eukaryota, Fungi, Ascomycota, Dothideomycetes, Pleosporales, Didymosphaeriaceae. The coding region runs from base 429 to 2279 and encodes 616 amino acids. Gene Ontology annotation, molecular function: protein binding. The transcript has a single exon.